GUCAUUGACAUGCAAAAGCAAUUGGUUCAAAGUGUCUGUACUUCUGAUUUUGAAGAUAAAUAUCGACAAUGGCUGUCUCAAACAACGUAUGUACCCAUCUGACGUUGGGUAAGUGUCCAUGUACUGCAGCAGAGACAGAAGAGAGUGAUUCCAACAGCAACGAGGUUUGCACCCAUUUAACGUUGAGUGUGUGUCAGUGCACUAGAGCUGAGAUACAUGUCUCUUCAACCAAGAAAAGGAAACAUUGCCACAAAGGUCCCUUUGUUGCAAAAAAGAAGGCAUGCAAAGACUUGGUGGUACAAGAGGAUGCUCUGGUGGUACACGAUGAUGACGAUCCUUGGAAGAUAAAAAAGGUGUUGAAAGAGAGUGAUCUUGGCAACAUGAGUAGGCUCAUGCUAGGGAAGGAUUUGGCAGAAAAAUUUGUGUUACCUGUGUUGGGUGAUGCUGCUGAGAUUGAGAAGGGAGUUAGUGUUAAGAUUUGGGAUGUGGACACCUACACCAUGCACUCUCUUGUUUUCAAGAAAUGGGCUUCUUCAAGAUGCUACAUUUUUAUGGGAAAAUGGGUCCAAGAUUUUGUUAAGAGAAGGGGCUUGAAGAAAGGGGAUGAGAUUGGCUUUUACUGGGAUCCAUAUAAUAGUCACUUCAAUUUCUCUGUUCUUAGAGUCAAUUAAUAUGAGAUAGCUCGUGUACAAAGAGCUUAGAAAUCAUUCAAAAUUGUGUAUUUCAUGUUUUAAGUUCUAGUAGUUGUAAGGUUGGAGGGGUUUUAAUAUUCUUGCUUUCAUUUAUUAUAAGCCUUCUCAGAUCUUAUGUUGCUUUUAUGUGUAAGUAUUAUGCUUUCUAUUAAUGACAUUUGUUGCUUGUUCCAAAAUCAUGGUAGGCUAUCGAUGAAGAAAUAUAUCAUACAGAAUUACUCUUUAAAUUAGUAGUUUUUAAAGUAUGUUUUUUUUUUGUGGUUUAUGGUUUAUACUUUGAGAUUCUUGCAAUUGAAAUUUCAUACUACGAUUUCAGUUGCAUCUUGAUUAUGGUUACAACACGCUAUGAGUUGAUGCAUGUGCGCCAAUUGUUUUGAUAUUGAAAGAGCAAUUUAAUGUUUACGAGCUACAUAUUUGGUGACCACUGUGAUAACAAUUUUAUAAUAACACAUAAUUAUUAAACUUUGACUAAUAUACUUUCUAUUUCGACCACUCAAUUGUCUCUUUCAAGAAAGAAAGAAGAAGUCAAAUGUCCCGAUAAUUUGAAUUCCUAAUUUUCUGCCUUUCAAGAAAUAUCUUUAUAAAGCCAUUUUUGUUGCCGAUAAAUAUUUGAAAUGAAAUUCUAACUAAUUUGUGUUGAGUACUUUGCAAGAUGCUAUAAAUUGAUGGGAAAAUGUGUCCAAGAUUAUGUUAAGAGAAGGGGCUUUAAGCAAGGGGAUGAGAUUGGUUUCGUGGACCCAUCACGAAACCCCAAUUCUCAUUGAGUCUGUUACCUAGAGGAAUCUUACGCUCUAAUACCACUUCUUAUGACAGGAAUCAAAAUGUUAUAGAAGAAGAAGAACACAGAGAUAUUAAUAUGGUUUAGUCAAUACGUCCUCAUGAGCAAAUUAAAAUAUUUUUAUUUACUAUAACUGGUAAAUACAAGAUACUGUAUUCGGCAUAAGAAUAAUAAUGACUCGUAAUUCACUAUAUCAAAUCAUAACUCUUUAUUACAUUGAUUAGAAUAAUAAUUACUGAAAUUCAAGAGAUAAAAUUAUGGGUCAUAUGAAAAUUCAAGCCAUCUAAAUAGGUUGUUCAGAUAAAAAUUCCUGUGAUGGAAUUAGCAAGAAAGAUAGUGUGAAAUUUGAUGGAGGAAAAAAGAAAUUUAAAAAGAAAAAAUGAAGUACUAUGUUUGUUGAAAUUUGAGCAUCUUGCUCGUGAAUGCUGGCAUAGGAAGUAAGGAUAUAAGAAAGGUGAUGAUGAAGCUCAUCUAGAGUGAAUAUCCAACUUUUGUUAAAAAAAAUUUAAUUUUUUUUAAAUUGAAUUUAUUUUUUUAAAAAGGGAAUAAGAACAAAAUGUUUUAAGAAAAUUAUAAUUUGCUUUACAAAAUGAAAAAUAUUCAAAUUUGACUUUAAAAUUGAAAAAAGAAACAUGUAAAUAAUUAAACCCAUAAAGUAAUGUUUGCUUUAUACAUACAAAAUAAAAAAUUCAGAAUUUUUGGCCUUAUGUG
Messenger RNA from Abrus precatorius (Indian licorice), 2181 nucleotides. Its product is annotated as B3 domain-containing protein At2g33720-like. The transcript has a single exon. Bases 69 to 671 code for a protein of 200 amino acids. Lineage: Eukaryota; Viridiplantae; Streptophyta; Magnoliopsida; Fabales; Fabaceae. Gene Ontology annotation, molecular function: DNA binding. The record is from RefSeq and is a predicted model, not a curated record.